Molecule: messenger RNA, 2818 nt
Organism: Cebus imitator (Panamanian white-faced capuchin)
Lineage: Eukaryota; Metazoa; Chordata; Mammalia; Primates; Cebidae
Gene: REPS1
Product: RALBP1 associated Eps domain containing 1
Exons: 19
Coding region: 9-2240 (743 amino acids)
Biological process (GO): endocytosis; endosomal transport
Cellular component (GO): plasma membrane; cytoplasm
Molecular function (GO): calcium ion binding; protein binding
Source: RefSeq, a predicted model, not a curated record
UAUAGAUCAUGGAGCUUUGUGGUGCAACAAGACUUGGUUAUUUUGGAAGAAGCCAGUUCUACAUUGCUUUGAAACUUGUAGCUGUUGCCCAGUCUGGUUUCCCUUUAAGAGUGGAAAGUAUAAAUACAGUAAAGGACCUUCCUCUGCCAAGAUUUGUUGCUUCAAAGAAUGAACAGGAAUCUCGCCAUGCAGCCUCAUAUUCUUCAGAUUCUGAAAAUCAAGGGUCAUAUUCUGGUGUAAUUCCCCCACCACCUGGCAGGGGGCAAGUGAAAAAGGGAUCCGUAACCCAUGAUACGGUUCAGCCUCGUACAUCUGCAGAUGCACAGGAACCUGCAUCCCCAGUAGUUUCACCACAGCAAUCUCCACCAACUUCUCCACACACAUGGAGAAAGCACAGCCGUCAUCCCAGCGGUGGGAAUAGUGAGAGGCCUCUUGCGGGAUCUGGGCCAUUUUGGUCUCCCUUUGGUGAAGCACAGUCAGGUUCUUCUGCUGGUGAUGCAGUGUGGUCAGGGCAUUCCCCACCUCCACCUCAAGAAAACUGGGUCAGUUUUGCAGAUACUCCACCAACCAGUACUCUUUUAACCAUGCAUCCUGCUUCUGUCCAGGACCAGACAACAGUACGAACUGUAGCAUCAGCUACAACUGCCAUUGAAAUUCGUAGGCAAUCCAGUAGUUAUGAUGAUCCCUGGAAAAUAACAGAUGAACAAAGACAGUAUUAUGUAAAUCAGUUUAAAACCAUUCAGCCUGAUCUAAACGGAUUUAUUCCAGGAUCUGCAGCUAAAGAGUUUUUUACAAAAUCAAAACUUCCUAUUCUUGAACUUUCUCAUAUUUGGGAACUCUCAGACUUUGAUAAAGAUGGUGCAUUGACACUGGAUGAGUUUUGUGCUGCUUUUCAUCUGGUGGUUGCUAGGAAGAAUGGCUAUGAUUUACCAGAAAAACUUCCUGAAAGCUUAAUGCCCAAACUGAUUGAUUUGGAAGAUUCAGCAGAUGUUGGGGAUCAGCCAGGUGAGGUAGGUUAUUCAGGCUCUCCUGCCGAAGCUCCUCCAAGCAAGUCACCAUCGAUGCCGUCACUAAACCAGACUUGGCCUGAGCUGAAUCAGAGCAGUGAGCAGUGGGAGACAUUUAGUGAACGCUCUUCAAGCUCACAAACUCUGACCCAAUUUGAUUCUAACAUUGCACCAGCUGAUCCUGAUACUGCUAUUGUUCAUCCAGUUCCCAUUCGUAUGACUCCAAGCAAAAUCCACAUGCAGGAAAUGGAACUUAAAAGAACUGGCAGUGAUCAUACAAAUCCCACUAGCCCAUUACUUGUGAAACCAUCUGACCUUUCAGAAGAAAAUAAGAUAAAUUCAUCAGUGAAAUUUGCUUCUGGUAAUACUGUAGAUGGUUACAGUAGUUCAGACUCUUUUACUUCUGACCCAGAACAGAUCGGGAGCAAUGUAACUCGUCAAAGGUCUCAUUCAGGAACGUCGCCUGAUACCGCCGCACCACCACCUCCCCCUCCAAGGCCACAGCCCUCUCAUUCUAGAUCAUCAUCUUUAGAUAUGAAUCGGACCUUUGCAGUCACCACAGGACAACAACAGACUGGAGUUGUUGCCCAUCCUCCUGCAGUGCCUCCAAGACCACAGCCCUCACAGGCUCCUGGUCCCGCUGUGCAUCGCCCAGUGGAUGCCGAUGGCCUCAUGACUCACACUAGUACCUCACCUCAGCAGAUACCAGAGCAACCAAAUUUUGCAGAUUUCAGCCAGUUUGAAGUAUUUGCUGCAUCAAAUGUAAAUGAAGAACAAGAUGAUGAAGCCGAGAAACAUCCAGAAGUCCUGCCGGUUGAAAAAGCUUCUGAUCCUGCAAGUUCUCUUCGAGUUGCCAAAACAGAUAGUAAAACUGAAGAAAAAACAGCUGCUACUGCUCCCGCCAAUGUGAGCAAAGGCACAACACCUCUUGCUCCACCACCUAAACCUGUUCGAAGAAGAUUAAAAUCAGAAGAUGAAUUAAGGCCAGAAGUUGAUGAACAUACACAAAAGACGGGUGUCUUAGCUGCUGUUCUUGCAUCACAACCUUCUAUUCCCAGAUCUGUUGGGAAAGAUAAAAAAGCUAUUCAGGCAUCAAUUAGACGCAAUAAGGAAACCAACACAGUUUUGGCCAGAUUGAAUAGCGAAUUGCAGCAACAGUUAAAGGAUGUUCUUGAGGAGAGAAUUUCCCUGGAAGUUCAACUGGAACAACUUCGACCAUUCUCUCACCUAUAAGCCAAUUGCCGUUAACUGUGAACAUAGUCAUUUUUAAGUGAUUUUGGGUUCAAAGCCAGUUUGGAGACCCAAACAUUCAGCUCAUUGCUUAAUUCAACAUUAAAUUUUAUGAUUCUGUUUUGCCCUAUAUGUUCACCAUUGUAUUUAAGUAUCUUUUAUUUUUUAAUUUCAACAAUAAAAAGGUCAGGAUGACGUUUUCUGGAGGGUAUAUUGUGUUUGUUGGGACAUCCACCUUUUCUGUUCCAUAGCAUCCAGGAUACAUAAUACUUCUAUGGCUAAAACCACACACGAUUUGAUUUAUAGAAUGGGCUCAUUUACAUCUCAGCCACAUACUCAGAAAUAAAUUGUCAAUUUGCCCUCUUUUAUGUUUAAUAUUUUACAUAAAGCAUCUGUAUUCCAUAAAAAAUCUUUUAAAAGUUUCCCAUUUAAUUUUUUAUUUUAAAGAAUUAUAUUGGAUAAGGCAGUUUUCACCAUAAGCUAAUUUACUCUCUGCAGUAAUAUACAUUCACAAAUCAUGUGGUACGUUCAGGCCUCUUUUACAUGUCAACUUGUGACAAAUAUAAACAUGUUAGAUUUUA